AUGCGUCGCCCUCACCACACCGCGGCGUCUCUUUCGCCAGAGGACAAUGGAGCGAAGCUUGACAGUCUCCUGGACGGUGACUGGUCGCCCGUCCCCCUCUCCACCAUGCCUUCCAUCCAUUUCUCCGAAUAUUCUCAUCCCACUAACGGUGACUGGUCGAAUGGCGUUUCAAACGUCGGCGACAGUUGCAAUCCUCUCACCCCACAGGACAUGGUUCAAAAUAGACUGUCUUGCCCGCGAGUUCGUGAUGCGGGUGGGGGAGAUGCGGCGAGUGUAAACAACGGCGGUAUACACACGAUGCCUCCGACGGAGUCUUUCACGCCCACGGAAAGAGGACCGGCCUUCUCCGUCACGCGCCUUUCAGGACGGAGAUCCACUCGCAGUCGGAUGCGGGCUCCGCGAGUAAUACAGCCGGAAGUGCCGCUGCAGUCACAGAUUGUGAAGGAGCCACCGUCAACAAGGGUGAAGAACAGACUGGAGGAGUCUGGACCCGUAUCGAGGCUGUUGUUCAGUCCUGUGCUGGAGAAGGAAAGGAAUGUAAAGGCAACAUCGUCAGAAAAGCCAACAGAAGAAGAUAUGAGGGAGUCUUGGGAGACCCACUCUUUUCCUGUAUCAGACCUUUCCCAGCACCAGGAACCAUCGUCUCUCUCUUCCAUUGCUGGAA
Trypanosoma cruzi is the source of this 664-nucleotide messenger RNA. RefSeq names its product calpain cysteine peptidase, putative. NCBI's taxonomy places the organism in Eukaryota, Euglenozoa, Kinetoplastea, Trypanosomatida, Trypanosomatidae. The record is from RefSeq and is a predicted model, not a curated record. The transcript has a single exon. The annotation marks the transcript as partial.